Gymnodraco acuticeps is the source of this 8033-nucleotide messenger RNA. RefSeq names its product zinc finger protein 628. The transcript has 3 exons. Gene Ontology annotation, molecular function: DNA-binding transcription factor activity; RNA polymerase II cis-regulatory region sequence-specific DNA binding. NCBI's taxonomy places the organism in Eukaryota, Metazoa, Chordata, Actinopteri, Perciformes, Bathydraconidae. The record is from RefSeq and is a predicted model, not a curated record. Bases 1047 to 5732 code for a protein of 1561 amino acids. Gene Ontology annotation, biological process: regulation of transcription by RNA polymerase II.
ACAGUGUUGUAGCAGUGGAAAUGGACACUGAUGUAUUUGUAGCAUUUGUGGAAGAGGAGUCGCUUUUUUUUGUAACCGACGGUGCAGCCGCCCGUGAGCCCCGCUGGUGCUACCCGGAAAUAUUACAAGGGCCGGAAAGGACCGAUGUUAAGGGAGCACACGUCACUCACUUUUACCCAAAAAUAUUACCACCGACCAUCCAAAAUUGUCUCGACCGUCGAAUUUUUUUAUCUGAAGCUCCCUGUCGACGCAGACCGGUGGUAAUGAAGUGAAUAGACGGCGGCUGCGGUAUCCUAUGGCGUUGGUUUCUUCUGGGAACCGUGUAAGUGUUGACUCAGCUCAGCAUCAGUGAAAAUGGCUCUCGCUAAAGCCUGGAAAACAGCACGCAGAAAUGGUAGCAGGUGAUAGCUAGUCGGUUAGAAGAAGGCGUGACAGGCCUCAACCAUCUGCAACUGUGCUCUGGAUGCGUAGGAUUGGUGAUUUACAUUAAAAUGAGAGGCAGCCAAACAUGCGAUAGAUUACCUCCCUCAUCUACCAGGGGAGCGCUUGCCCCCCACCAGGUUCAUCGCAUCGAUUAGAGGAAACGGUAAGAUAUAACGAGCUGUAGGAACAUCUUGGCUGAACAAGGAUGAGGAGCCUUGCUUAGAUGAAGGAUAAUGUCAACGCAGUUACUCUCAAAGGAAACAAGAAGUCAUUUCUUCUGCUUCUCAAUAAAAAUCACAUUUUUAGCAUUUUUUUUAAUUAGAUGGAACUCAUCUACUUGUCUUAAAGACACUUUUACCCUUUAAUCAUAAACUCAUCUUCCCGGCCACCCCACUCAUUUUGGAAAAAGAGUGUGGGCAUUGGAUUAUCAACAGGGAGCACCAGAAGUUAACUAUCUGGAGGGACGAACUUGGUAUUUAAGACAUUCAAGUAGUUCUGGGAAAUAAAGUAGAAUAACCUCACGCUAAAGUUUAUCUUUCACCAGUCACUGGUGGGAUCAUUGUUUUUUCGCUCCUAGCGCUGGAGGUUUGGCGCCUGCACCCCCAUGUGCCAGUGAGUGGGAAAUGUUCCAAUUUGGAAAGUACAAUCUGGACAUUAUAGAGAUGUUAAGUGGGCACCAGGCCCACCAGUUUAAAGGCCUUGGUUUAGAUCGACAACUACAGCAUCAACAGCAAGUGCAACUUCACCAGCAUCAACUCCAGCAGCAGCAGCAACAACAGGCUGAAUCUUCUGGAGCUCUUCUGUCUGGACUUGGCUUGGGACCCCUGCAGGGGUCAAGAGGUAACGCCUUUUCUGAUUCUGCCUCCAUUUUUGCCAAGAUGAGUGCCCCUCCUCCCCCACCUUUACAACAACAGCCUUCCUCAUCUCAGAGCUCUCGUUCAAAGUCAAGCAAGAUGAGCAGCAGCAGCUCAAGCCAUUCGUCAGGCUACCCACAGUUCCUGCGCUCUUUCCACCCGUCUGAGGCAGCACUAGCACAGGAGCAGUUACAUCCAGGUGUAGGCCGUUUCGAGCACUUUGCUGGGGCAAGUAGCAGUAGUGGGAGUGCUGGGGGUUUAGGAGGAUUAAUAACAUCAGCACCUCCACCCCCUCCUCCUUUGCAUCCCGGCCUCUCUGUCCCCCAAGCAUCAUCUGGUCCUUCCUCUUCCUCUCCUUCCCCUUCAACAUCUGUGGCCACCUCUAAUAACCCUUCUAGCAGCAGUACAGUCAGCUCUUUGGGACACCAGUUGGUUGGGGCCCAGUCUGAUGCACGAAGCCUUCACCAACAGUUUAGUUGCAUGUUAGCUGCUAAUCAGUAUUUCCUUUCUGGGGUGCCUUCUAAUGCUAGUUUAGAGCAAUUUCUUGUUCAACAGGGAACGCAUAACCACUUGGGGCUUAGUUUGAGUCAUACAGGCGGGGACCCUAGUCUUGCUCCGCCUCCUGCUUUGCAUUCUUCUCACUCACAUGGCCACUCCACUUCCCAGCCACAGCAGGCUCCACAUCAGCCCCCUCAGCAGCAACAGCUUCCACCUCACACUCUUUCUCAUCCUCACUCUCAUUCCCAUCCUCACCACCCACUCCACCCAGGCUCUCAUUCUUCAUCACUGAGUGGCUUCGACUUCCAGGGCAUCCCUGUUCUCUCAUCAAAUCAGUUAGCCUCUCUGAUGCAGCAGGAAGCAGGUUUGCCUCUCCCCUUGCCCCUUCAUUUAUCCUUAUCUAAAGAUGACGGUAAAGGUGAAAGUAGUGGAGGUGGAAGUAGUAGUAGUAGUGGUGGCAGUAGCAGUAGGAGAAAGAAAGCUAUGGCCGGCUAUUUGCCGCAGAGAAAAUCUGAUAGUGCUAGUAAUAGCAGCAGUGGUCAUGGCCAUGUCAGCCACAGUGGUAAUCUCACCACUAGCAGUCAUGGUCAGCCCCCGGCUUUAAUUGGUAGUGGGGUUGGUAUGUCAAGUAUGGGUGGAGACCCAUCAUCCCUUCUAGCCUCAUCAUCUUCAUCCUCAUCAGUAGUUUCUUCCUCCUCCUCCUCUGCUCCCUCUUCCACUGCUGCCUCAGUACUGGUUACUAAUAAUUCUCACCUUUCUAAAUCUGAUCUGAGCUCAAUGCAACCCAACAACUCAGAGUCUGAUGUAGAGCCUGUUUAUAGCUGUGGAGAGUGUUGCAAAAGCUUUCCUCACCUUUCAAGCCUUCGCAGACAUUUGCGCAUGCAUGAGCCAACUACAGCAGGUACUAGCAAUGCUUCCUCUACUGGCCCAAACCCCAUUCAUAUUAAACCACAGGCUGACCCAAGCCUUCCCCAUUCUACCCAAGAAACCCCCCAAACCCCGCAAACCCCGCAAACCCCGCAAACCCCAACAAUUUCUUGUCCUAGCCCAGACAAAAUAUUUAACUGUCCUGACUGUGGCAAAGGCUUUAAGAAAAAAGGGCACCUCCUGCAACAUGGAGUUUUACACUCUUCAACGCGCCCAUAUGGCUGCUCCACCUGCUCUCGGGCUUUUAAUCGUAGAGAAUCAUUGACACGCCAUGAGAAGAUACAUGAGGAAAAGCCUUUCCGAUGUCCCGCCUGUGGUCGUGCCUUCCGUGAGAGCACCUCUCUACUGAACCAUGCUGCCUCAGGCACCUGCGGCAAGCCAGGUAGGGGACCCAAACAAAGGGGGAGCAAGACAGAAACUGAGGGUGAGGACAGAGUCGGGGGAGGGGGUAAUGGAGGAGUGGGAACUUAUCACAGCAAUAGAGGUGUUAUUUAUGGGAAAACUGAGGAAGACGAUGGUGUAAUCAUUGUGGGGGAAGGAGAACCAAAAUCAGGUUUAGGAUGUGAUGGUCUUUUUCAGUCUGCAAGGGGAGGGAAUUCAAAUGACAGGGACAGAACAGAUGCUAAAUACCCCACUGACUACUCUCGGAAUCGUUACACAGGCUACCAUGAUGACCAUCGUUCUCAGGGGAAUCCAUCUCCAUGCUACUCUGGUGCCUCCCCCUGUGGAAGUGGGAUGGCGGGCCCAGCUCUGAGAAAGGCACCAUUGGCUCCAACACUGCAUCCACACUCACAGAGCCACAACCAGCACCACCAACAGCAGCAACAGCCCCACCUGCCCCUUUCUUCUCUACUGGAUGACUCAGAGGAUGAUGUCACUAGCUCUGUCAAUAAUGCAAUCUCCGCAAUAACGGCAGCUAGUAACAGUGGAAAUAGAGGGGACGAUAGGGGAGACAUCAUAGGAGGUCUUCUAGGUGGUCUUGGUUUAGGACCUCUUGGCUCACCUUCAUCUACAUCUGGUUUGGAUAAGAAUUUCAGAGGUGGUGGGAGCCAGGAUGCCAUGAGCAGCAACCAACAGAAUCUUGCCGCCAAACCAAAACGUCCACGCAAACCGAGAGCUAAAAAAGAUCCUGCAGCUCCUGGACAACCCCCCAAACGUAGGCAAUACACCCCAAGAAUGGGGCCCAGUGGCCUCCCACCCACCCACCUCUGCAGUGUUUGUGGCAAGGGUUUUGCACGUCGCGAGACCCUGCGCAGGCAUGACCGCAUCCAUACUGGAGAAAAGCCCCAUCACUGCACUGUUUGUGGAAAGUAUUUUAGAGAGGCUUUUCACCUCAGCAAGCAUCAAACAGUCCACUCUGGGGCAAAAAAUUACAAAUGCAGCAUCUGUGGGAAAGAGUUUGGUUACUCCCAGAGCCUCAGGAGGCACAGCAAACUCCAUAAGAAGGGAGAGCUGGAAGAGGUACCCACAACACCAGCUGCGGAGAACCUCAACAGCUUUAACCCAAACCCUCAAUGUAGCGUUGCCCAAGACAGGAGCCAGAACCAAGCUCCAAGCACCUCCACCUAUUACUCCUACCCUCAAGACGUCAAACCUCAAGACACCAACCCCCAGACACAGCCUCCACCGCAUCCACAGAGCCAACCUCCGCCUCGACUCUACACCUGUGCUAUAUGUUGGAAGUCUUUCCGCCACCACUUCCAUUUGACUGCUCAUCACCAGACGGUUCAUGAAGGUGGGGGUGAAAAGUUAUUCUGCUGUGAAGUAUGUGGGAAAGCAUUUGCUUACGCUAACAGCCUCACCCGACAUAGGCAGUCACAGCAUGGGAUAACCCGCUCUGAAGCACCUAACUCACAAGAAGGCAGCAGUGGGUCUGUAGACAACAGAGGUGUGAGUGAUGUUAAUCAGUCAACAUCAGAGAGUGAGGCUGCUACCAAUACCCUGCUACAGAUGGCUCCUUCCUCUGAAGGCCAUGGAGGGCAGGGUCUUAGUGUCGUCACUCAUAGCCAUCAACAGCCACCCCAGCAACCACCAUCUGGUUACUCUCCCCUCUUCUAUGAUGCUGCAGCCCAAUCCUCAGCCUCUGGUGCUCCCUCUUACUCACAGCCUCUGCCUCCAAACUCUACAAUCAUGGCCCCUCAGCACCCGCAUUCCCCAGCCGGGGUAAAAGGAGAGCACAUAUAUCCAGCUGGAUCCCGUAGCCGUACGCUCCACACCACAGCCCCAUUCCAGCCCCUCACCGAUCUGCCCUCCACUGAACAUCAUCAUCUGCAUCAUCAUCAUCAUAUCUCCCCCCACCAUCAUCUUCAUCCUCAGUCAGGUUCCCAGUCCCAGCAAAACCUUGACUGCAGCAUCCAGUUGUCAAAUUAUGAAAUGAGACGACAAAAGAAGAAAAGAAAAAGGUCUGACCGGAGAGAUUGGAGGGAAAAUAAAUUGGAAUCCCAAGAUUUAGUCAGAUUCGAUGAAAGCAAAAAGAAGAGAAAGAUAAGUUGUACAAUAAGAGGGCAGUCGAAUAAAAAACAAGGCUCUCUUCGCUUGACGAUUAGACGAGGCGAGGGAUCAGGUGGUAGUGGCUAUAAGCUUGUCAACACCGGGGGAAUGAAGGUGCAGAUCCUCUCGUCUCUCAAAGUCCCAGUUAAACGUUUUGGCUGUCCUAUAUGCCCCAAUUCUGUGUUUUCCCGUAAAGCGGGACUGCUAGUCCACAUGGCAGUUAAACACCCACAAAGAGCCUCUACCACUCAAGAGCGACUAAGGUGCCGUGUAUGUGGGAAGCAGUCUCCCAGGCCUUUGGCAGCCUUCAUUCAUCGGGCCGUCCAUCGUGCCAAAGGGACUUUUUCUUGCCGACGCUGCUCCACUCGCUUCUGGAAUGCUACACUGCUCUACAGGCACAAGGUGUCCUGCCGCCGCAGGGCAAAAGGACUGCAACGAGGAGACGCCAGCAGGCUGAAGUUAUCAAAAAGAGCAGGAGAGAAGGAGACCCGAGAGGGUCAGGAGGAGAUGCCAUUCAUACAGGGACCAUACAGAUACUGAGCAUCCUGGUAUCUGAAAAGAGGCAAACCAGAGAGAGAUUUCAGUUCUUAAAUGGGAAGGGGGAAAAAAAGGGACUUGAAAAGGCAAAAGCUGCCUUUUUAAGAGUUAUCCUCAUGUCUCUGUUGACAUCUAUUCUGCUUAAUAUUAGAAUGCGUGUGUUAACAACUACUGUAGAGCAUCCUAUAAAAUAUCACCAGAAAUUCUUCCAGGUUAUAUUGGAAGAGGUUUUCAAAGAUGUGACUGUUUCCAUAGAUUCAUUAACCCAUUAAGUGCAUUGACACUGUGCUUGGCUGACACUGUGCAGUAACUAGACAAGUUUAGGUGAAAUGACCUGCUAAUGUAUCUCUUUCCCAUAACCAGACUCCCUGCUUCACCUCUUGCUGUAUGAUAAACGUCUCUACUGUGUACUUUGUUUUGUUGUUGUUCACUUAGAAGAUUUUUUUUAAAUGUAAAGUGCAUUUAUUAGGAGUAGGGACAUGAGGACAAAGACCUUUUGUUGAUAGUUUGUCAGUGCAUGUUUGUUCUCUGGUCAAGUUUUUAGCUGAGGUUGUGAAAUCACUCCUACAGUAUGUGAUGGUUUAUUCAGUAUAUCCCAGGAGUUUGUAGUGUAAAACUUGAUUUGAAGGUUACUCUAUAUUCCCCAGUGAUUGAAUCACAAAUAGUUAAAUUGUCAAAGUUGCUGGUAAUUAGCAUUUCAAGGAUCCCUCUCCUGCCAAAAUGAAGAAUCUUUCAAAAAGCCUUGCUUAGUAUGUACACUUUACUUCAUUUAUUUGAGAUAUUCCUAGCUUUUAUACCAAGAGAUUGAAAACAGGUAAAACAAGUGGACUGUAACACAUGUUUAUCUCAUGUUAUUUGUAUGCUCUUUUUAGCAGUGAUUAUUUCUACUGUACUUCACGGUGUGUAAAAGACAAGGACCUAUUAUAUUAGAAACAAAUGUAAUAUUCCAUGUAUUUAUGUGUGUAACCCAAUCAGUCUUCAUGCAAACCUUAUACUUAACCCCUUUUACUUUUUGCUGAGUUUCAAUCAUAUUAUUACUGUCACAACUUGUUUUGUUUUUUCGGCUAAAAAUGUACAUUUUAAGUAAAUCAUGUCACUUUAUUCACAUGAAAUGUUCAUACCCCUGUCAAGCCUUGCUUUUCUUUUUUUUCUUAAGAAAAAAUAUAGUUUUAGUAGAUUUCUAUCACAUUAUUUACUGAUAAGUCAGUAGUUGAUUAUAUUUCAGCAAUGAAUAAACCUUAAGUGUAAUCAUUUGUUUUCCUUUUAUUUCUCAUUCAAAGUUGACAACUGCAAUAUCCAGAAGAUGGUACAAACAGCUAGUCAUGAGUAAGUUUUAACUUUCACCAAAGUCAGUAAUGCAUAUAAUAAUUUUUAGCUUGAUGUUUAAUGUGAAUUUCAUAUCAAUUUGUGGAUUAAAUGGUUAUUUUUUUUGGAUGUAUCAUAAUCACCUUCAUUGGCCAAGUAUGUGUAAACAUACAAAGAAUUUGAAUCGUUUGCAUUGUUCUCAGUUUGCACAGAAAUAUGUGACGGCUAGGAUCAAGGACAACAAAAAAGAGGGAUGUGCAAAGAUAUUAAAAAAACAAACAAGUAAAAAAACACGAAUGAACGUAAUUAAAACAAAACAAAAAAAUCUAUAAGUGUUCUGAGAGUUGAAAACUAUAAAAAAUGGUUUGACAUGGAUGAUCAUAUGUCUAUAUAUGCUGAAUGGAACGUAAAGGAUUUGUAUUGACGGUGGCAGACAAUAUUGACAUAUAAACAAACCAAUGGAUUAAAAGACAUAAUCUAUAAUAGGAUCAAUGUUUUGGUACACAGGGUUAUACAAGUGUAUGACAGAUGUAACUGUUCAUCAGAGUCUCUGAGUUUACUGUUCUGGAGUAAAGUGUUGUGUAGUGCUUGCUUACCAGAGGGGAGGCAGGUUGAAUUAAGGCCUAAUGUUACUGCCAGAUUAUUCUGGGGUAAUGUCUUGCUUUCAAUAAUUAAAAUGCUCAGUACAUUAUCACUAUAUUAAAAUAAAGGACUGUGUACAACACCUCACUCCACCAGAUGGCAGUAAGCAACUCAUUUAUACUGUCCUCUUGGCCUGGUGUGGAUGUGUGGCAGUCACAUGGAUUUUGCACUGAUAGGGGGUGGACUGGAUAGUGUUGUAUGACUCAGUGAAUUAUCUGCCCGAUUAAUACCUAAAAGCAAAUACAAUGCUUGAGUAUCACUUGGUAAUCUCACUUUAAUGUUAAGAAAUUAAUGUGAUUUGAGGGUGAAAUUAAAUGCAUGCAUUUUUGCAUUUGUAUAAACUAUAAAUUCACAGCA